Molecule: messenger RNA, 1810 nt
Organism: Stereum hirsutum FP-91666 SS1
Lineage: Eukaryota; Fungi; Basidiomycota; Agaricomycetes; Russulales; Stereaceae
Exons: 2
Coding region: 10-1608 (532 amino acids)
Molecular function (GO): protein binding
Source: RefSeq, a predicted model, not a curated record
CUAUCCGUCAUGUUGUCUCGGAGUGCCUCCAGAGCUCGUCCGCUCGUCCGCUCUUGUCAGACUACGCGGCACAUACUGCAUCCCCAGGUUUCUCGACGAUACCAGUCAGGAAACUCCCAGAAAUCCACCACACCAUGGCGCGAAGAAGCUCUUCCACACGAAUUGGACUUCGGUGGCCACACAAUGUUCUCAUUCCGAGUCCUCGCUCGGUUUGUUCGAUACUCACUCAUCGCCGCCGUCGGCAUAGCUGGGACGACGCUGACCGCGUAUGAGGCUACUCAUAUGUGGAUCGAGAAUAUUGAGCUAGCUCCAGAGAAAAACGAAGAAGCGAAGAGGUGGGGAUGGGAUCUAGAGAGGGAUAAGUGGACUGGAGGCGACAGUGGUGGUACAGAUCCCUUCCUGGGCUUCUCUAAUCGUCAUCGAGUCAGGGCAGCAUGGAGUGCACAGAACUGGGGUGCCGGUUCAGAUACUGCUAAAGUCAUCUCGAGCUCAUCUAGCAAGGGUUCGUUCGGAUCGGGAGGGCUGAACGUCGUAGAAACCGGUUUGGAAUAUGCCCAGGACUUCCUUCGUCCUGUUAUUGACGCAGCCAUUGCCCAAGAAUCCAGCGGUCGUCUGCGCCCUCACACGAUAUUAGACCUUCUGACGCGUCGAGCAGAUAUCUUGGAGCGGAUGGGGUCCAGAGACGGGUGGUUCGAGAGCAGAUCAGAAUACGAGAGGGUAUGGACCCGGCUGGCUGGCCAAGGACCUGAGGCGCCUCGAGUCGCUCUCAAGCUGGGAGAUCUCAAUCAUCGUUUGGGCAACUCUGCGGACGCAUUAGCGUGGUGGUCCCGCGCAAUCCAACAAUCGGGCGGCGACGUAUCACCUCUCAAUCCCCUACUCCCCGCCGUUCCUUCGACGCCACCAUCUUCCCCUUCUUCCCAACGCGCCCUUGCGUCAGCAUUCGUCUCUUUAUCCGCGUUUUACGCGACAACCGGCCAACUUCGACAGGCGCAAACCUUUCAAGAAGCGUCAUUAAACCUCCUUCGCUCUAUUCGCCCUCCAGAAUCUUUUGACAAGGCAUCUGCGCCGCAAGCGUUGCAUGCCUUGUACCUUCUGCAUCGGUCCGCGCUGAUCACGGUCCACCAUGCCGAAGUUCUCUACGCUCUUCGUCAACCGGCGGCGACAUCUGUUCAAUGGCUCACCCAAGCCGCAGAGUCUUCCGAACGGGUAGCCUUGCUCCUGACCGGCCUACCAGCUACGCAUCCGGACGCCCCUCUCUCCAAGAUCCCACACCCACCAUCAUCCGAAUCUCCUCUUCUUCCCAUUUAUAAAACCUCGGUCUCAAUGCAAAAGCCAGCAAAGAGUUUACUCCGAGACGCUCGACGAUCAGCAGCCGAAGCAUGGAAUCUCGUCGGUAUUUUGAGCGAGAAGAGUGGCGACUCACGCUCGCUGGAUACCGCAUUACAGUGUUACGAGCGCGCGCUCGGAUGGGCUGGAGUCGCGGCGGAUACGGCAGGAGGUAUAGGCCAAGCUGGAGAAGGGAUCCUAGACGCCGAAUGGAAGGCUUUGUGGGCGAAUUACGUGCGGGUCAGGGAUUCCGUUCGUUCUAACAGCUCAGAAAAACCAUGAGACCGCGCUUCGUCGCUGUCUACUGUGGUCGCCGCACCUCAUGGAACCUUUUACUUUUAGUUUCUCCAUGAUGAACUUUGGCCUUUUGAACGUGUUGGUGGGAAUGGGGAGGAAUGUCCGUGUGGUACCCGCAUACAACUGUUUGCUUUACUUAGCUCUUGAUCUACUGUCACGAUGCCAUGCUCUUAUCGAUAUGCCUCGA